ACCAAGUGGACAGACUGGUCUUUGACAUUAAAUGUGUCCAGUGCCUUUAAAUAAUAUAAAUGUUUAUUAUAAGUUAAUUCCCAAGUUACAAAGCAAUUAACUUCUGGUGGACGAAACGUUAUCUUUUACUGAUUGUUCUUCGAGUACUUUGGUUCAAAACUGUGACGAAGCCUGGGGACAUGUGGACGUAUACCGCUACGGAUACGUCUGUUGCUAAGGGUGUUGCUAAGGACCUUAAACGCAUGGUGACACUGAAAUAUAGCUCUAGCCGCCAAUUCCAAAAUAACCUCAAAAGAAUUCAAUUUGCCGAACAAUGCAACGAGGGACCCACAGUAUACCUAUGGCUUUGGCAACAAGUUUCACAUUCUAUUAGGCUUGAUACAAGCUGAACUAUUUUGAGGUAACAGAAUACUAGUUCGUGGCAAUUAAAUUUCCAAGGGAGUGAAAUAAAAUUCUUGCAUUCUCUCAGAAUAUUAUUCCGUACAAGUUUGCUGUAAAAAAGAAAGACAAAUAACUAAUGCCAUGACCGAAUAGUUGAGAGGUCAGCCCUUUUUAUUGCUAAAGUCACGCCUAAGUCUUUGCUAAAUUAUAACAAAUAAUUUGUUAAGUUACUUCUUGCGACAAUGCUCUUUAUUGCAUGGGAUUUUAAUUUUUCAACAUUGAAUACAUUGAAACCAACGCAGCGUUCACUAGUAGUCAAGACACAGUCUCUGCCGAUUUAAUUUUAAUCCCAUUGGAUAUGCUAUAAAUAGGAAAGGUAAUGAGUAACACACCUUUACGUCGAUAUAUACUAGACUUGCUUAGAGCCUUGUUCUUUCUUAACCAUUAUCAACCAGCCUAAGGCACCUAGAUUAAUGAUAUCAAAGAGCGGUGUAGAAGAUGUUCCGUGAUCAAGACGGAUCAAUAAGAGCCCUGAUUGAAAUACAGCAUAGAUUGCUUGGUGUAGUCAAACCCUAAGAUUGCCGCCAAGCUUUUGAAUUACAGCAUAGGUUGCUUGGUGUAGUCAAACCCAAGAGUGCCGCCAAGCUUUUGAAUUACAGCAUAGGUUGCUUGGUGUAGUCAAACCCAAGAGUGCCGCCAAGCUUUUGAAUUACAGCAUAGAUUGCUUGGUGUAGUCAAACCCAAGAGUGCCGCCAAGCUUUUGAAUUACAGCAUAGGUUGCUUGGUGUAGUCAAACCCAAGAGUGCCGCCAAGCUUUUGAAUUACACUCAUAGAUUGCUUGGUGUAGUCAAACCCAAGAGUGCCGCCAAGCUUUUGAAUUACAGCAUAGAUUGCUUGGUGUAGUCGAACCCUAAGAUUUUAUGCAAGGGCCACACUGGGCAUGACCACUUGUUGGCUACUUUUUUGAUAGUUCAGUUACACACGGUUUAGUUGCAUUGGGUUCAGUGUGCAGAGGCAGUCCAUCAUAUUGGGACUCUGUGUCAUUCAGAUUGAGAUUGCGUAUUUGAACGGGCUGUGUUUGCUGGACUCUGGAACUAUGGUCGACUGGGAAGAGUUUCAGAGAAAGGUUCUGACGUUGCCUCGUAUCGACCCAGCUGAGGGUGAGAAUCUUGAGUACUUCUAUAAAGGAGUAUGUGUAUCAAAAGGCGUUCCAAAAGAAGUCCUGAUCGACCUGGAGACGUUUGAAGUCCGCAAUGAUGAUAUCUACCUCAUUACUUAUCCCAAAUCAGGUACGACCUGGAUGCAACAAAUGAUCAGUCUGAUUAUCAAUGGAUGCGAUGCAGAAGAACACAAAAAUCUCCACGUAUUUUUUCGAUUCCCAUUUCUGGAAAAUAUUUGGGUUAGUCAUCACUCACAGAUUGGCCUAAUACCACCAACGCAUACUCUACUGAACAAAAUGCCAUGUGACAAACCGAGAUUGAUUAAGACACAUCUUCAACCAAACUUACUACCGAAACAAAUGUUUGAGAAGACUCCAAAAGUGGUGUACGUCGCUCGCAACCCAAAGGAUGUAGCCGUGUCAUACUACUACAUGCAUCAAUUCGAUACAUCAAUGCAGACCUAUGCUAGCUGGGACAAGUUCAUCGAGAGAUUUCUUAAUAAAAGUGUUCUGGGCGGUGACUGGUUUCAGCAUAAUUUAUUCUGGUGGAAUAGAAGACACGACCCAAAUGUCCUCUUCAUUAAGUAUGAAGACAUGCAGAGGGAUCAACGGAGUGCUGUUCAAAUGACUGCAAAUUUCCUUGGCCGGACUCUUACAAAUGAUAUGUUAGAUAGAAUUGAUGAUUUGUGCCGCUUCCAGAACAUGAAAAGGGAUCCUGCAGUCAACCCAGAUCUGGUGUUACAGUUUAGAGGCGAGGACAAAGAUAGUAUGUCAAGCCCAGAUCUGCCGACAGAUUCGUCAUUUAUGAGAAAAGGUCAAGUUGGAGAUUGGAAGAACCACCUUACAGUUUCUCAGAAUGAGACGUUUGAUGCUAUUUACCACAAGGAAGUACACGGAACAAAUUUGAAAUUGGACUUCGAGUUGUAGUUUAUCUGUUCAACGUUUUGAACUAUUCUUACUUGUGAGAUGCGACAGCGGUAACAAAUACAAUGUUCUUUGUUCCUCCGAAAUCAUUUUAUUCCCUCAAAACAGGAUUUUGUAUUCACAAACAAAUAUUUUAAGGGGACGAAAUGUUAUUUAGCAGGAACAAAUAAUAAACUUUAAGGCAACUACAAAAUAUUGAGAGAAAACUUAAUAUUAUUAUCAAUCUUAGCUGUUUUCUGAAAUCGGCCCAUGUUCCACCCUAUUAAUGCGAAAGCAAAAGUGAAGCAAAUUGUCACGGCGCGUACCGAUUAUCUUGUCACCAAAAUUCGCUUUCGCGUAAAUGGACAGGACAUGGCUAAUUUCAUAAAGCUGCAUAUAACACCAGAGUAGCUAAGCAUAAAACAAUUAUCAGAACAACAUUACAAGCAAAACUACCAUGUAACAUGUACAAUUUGUAACUGGUACCAGGGUCUGCUUACUGGUCUGCUUAUACUGGUCGCUGCCAAAUAGUGUCCAAUGAGCAUGCGACGUUGACGCAGGACACUUUUUGAUCCGAUACUUUCCAAAUAGUGUCCAGUUCCAAAUAGUGUCCACUGUCCAGGUGAAAUAGACAAGAAUGCUUUAAGCAUUAUUCUUAGGGGCGUUUUAUUUGCAGCUUUGUUUCAAAACUAGGACAUACAAUCUCGCCACGAUGUGAGAAAGAGCUCCUUUAAAGACACAUUAAUAAACAAAACAUUUUAAAAAGAUAAAGCCAUUAUGACAAUAUACCACUAUAUGACGUCUUGUUGAUAUUAUUGGCAGAAACCACUAUUGGCAAGGCUCAGUAUACAUUGUGACGUCAUGGACGCAUGACCUAUUAUAAUGUAUAUCACAAUAUGCUAAUGAGCGGACACUAUUUGGCAGCGGAUACUUGUUGGCAUGACCCCUGGCUUUUUUUUUUAAAUAACCAAUACCUGUAUUACCAUUAUCCCUUUAACACCCAAAACUAAAUUUUAAUUUUGGGCGUUAAAGGACAGGUAUAAUUGCAUUGUUGGCAACACUAUAGGGCUGACAAUCCUUUGAGUUGAUGGGCACUGUUAAUAUUAUUCUAGUCAAUGACUUACAAUGUUGUGAUACGUACAAUCUACAAUGCGCAGUUUACUGUAAACAAAAGAGUGUAAUGCGGACAAGAAUAGUGUAACCUACAUGUGAAUGUAACCAAACAAGUGUAAUGCGUGUAUUGUGUACAUAUUAUGUAAACAAUGUGUAGUCCUACUGUAUACAUCGUCCCCCAACAAUGUAUACCUGUGCUUGGUUAAAGUCAGAGUAACGUGUUAUAGAUAUAUAGGAAAGGUAUUGGAAAAAAAAACAUAAACAAAUGAACUCAAGUGUGAAAGUACAAAAUAGAACAGUGUUUGUGAUUUGUGCAGUGUAAUUUUCCCUCACUCCUGCUAUUCAGUAACAAAUUUCCCUUCAGAGGGACACGUUGCCUUGGAUCAGUCGAGUUGGUCCAUGAAAAGCUUUUGAAACUGUUUGUUAUGAAAUCGAUAUGGUUAGGAAAAUGUUUACGCGCAAGGAUUUAGAUCUUGCAAAAGGCUAAGAGAACUGUUUUCAGUUUAAAGAUACAUUAUGUAAGCAUACAUCCUGGUACAGUUUCACUGCUAUCCAUAUCCCAUGGAAGAGUCACAGAAACACAAUCAUCUAAUGACGUCACAUCAUGCCACCAGAAUGGGGGCAUGUACAAAAGUUCCCCUGGUUGUAAAGUACAUGUAUAGGGUUGUACAUCCUUCAACCUAGGAAAUCGUUUAUCUUCUUCUGCAUAAACUUUCCUGAGAUCUACUCGGCUUGUGUGAGCACGCUCUGAAUAACUCACAUGAGGAUAUAAGUUGGGUGUAUCCUCAUGUGAGAAGAGAAUGAGCUCUUUGCGACCAACAAUUUGCGCGAGUAAACCAUGAUUGCGAUCGUAGUGUAGUGGUGUAACAUUUCCUUUUGUUCCAACCCAAAGCUGCAUUGUAGGCUGAUUAAAGAUACGGGACUGCAAAUUUUGCCAGGAAGUUUCCAUCAGAGACACAUUUGGACAAUGUGGCAGUUUCUGUUCAAUUUUAGCUGAAUCUUCAAGUUCAAUACUAGCUGAAUCUUCAUCAUGGACAUCACAUGAUAUCAUUUGUUCCCAUGCAGAGAGUCCUUCAUCAGGACUACAUAAAGCAGACUGCUCUGUGCGUUCAUUAACAUUUCCAGUUUUAGUCGGACACUGAGCUUCCACUGCUCUAUUCAUUCCUGUGUUUUCGUCUUCAUUAAAACAAAAUACAUCCAAGAGUGACUUAACCUGAGCAGGAAUAUUAAUAUCGUUGAAUAAGAUGUCUGGCAUUGAAUGGGUCCUCAAGUAAAACCGCUGUUUCUCAGACUGCUCUUGGUGGUCAAAUACAAGGUUGAGAAAGUCUUUAGGGGUAGUGUUUACUGUUUGUACUACCUCAGGGUUAUUUAUAAACAACUUGUUGUCAAUGGAGGAAAACACUUGAAGGUCACCAUUUGGACAGGUUUGUUCGAGGGCCUCUUGCAGAUAAGAAGUUGUCCAUUUUGUUACUGGCAACCAAUCAGAAAUGAUUUUUGUUAAAAUGAUUGGAUGUUUGUUUCUGUAUCUCUGUUUGAAAGAGCUAGGCCUGAGAUGCUCUACACGAGUAAUUGGCACAGGCUUGUUUACAAACUCAAAAGGCAUGAUGUGAUAUGUAAUCACUUAAAAACCAAACACAAACUCCAGUAGUCAGUAGCUAGUAGAUCAACUUUGUAGUUCUCUGCUCAUCUUCCAUUUUUGUAAUUUGUCGGCCUCUAGAUUCACGUUUCCUUUGUGGCAGUCUUCUGCUCAGACUUCAUCGAUCGGUGAACCCCACAGCUAGAUUGCCUCACUGAAAUAGAGAAAAAGAAGUGGUAAUAUAUAAGACGAUUCAACUUAGAUAACGCAAGAGCCAACAGUUAAGAAUAUGCAAACCGUAUCCUGAUUCUGGCUGUAUAAUAAAAUAUGAUCCGAUACCCGA
Asterias rubens (European starfish) is the source of this 5475-nucleotide messenger RNA. RefSeq names its product sulfotransferase 1E1-like. Lineage: Eukaryota; Metazoa; Echinodermata; Asteroidea; Forcipulatida; Asteriidae. Gene Ontology annotation, molecular function: sulfotransferase activity. The coding region runs from base 1478 to 2467 and encodes 329 amino acids. Gene Ontology annotation, cellular component: cytoplasm. The transcript has 7 exons. The record is from RefSeq and is a predicted model, not a curated record. Gene Ontology annotation, biological process: sulfation.